UUUGGUGUCUUCAGCUCUCCGACUGUUUGCUGGAAUAUUCCGGGAGAUGUUUUAAAGACAUGGAUCAAUCACUAGAGGGAAACUAUUCCAUUAAAACAGUCAACAGGCGUCUGAGGGAGAGGAGAUGAACGGCUGGGCUUUUAUUUCACUUCCAAGACUUUUUACUCGUGGAUCGCCUCCUCAGUUGUGAGCAUAGCCGUGAACUGUAGCUCAACAGUUGGUCUGUAAAAGAGUUACUGUGACUUUUACAAUAGAGUUUAGAGUUGGACUUUUUUGACUCCAAGUAUGGCAGGCUCAUCGAAGCUGAAUAACACACCUGGUAGGAUAUAAGACAUUUUAUAAAGAAAUCCUGAUUUUCUGGACACAUCUCAAGUGAGAUAAGAAAAAAAUAUUCACAAUUUGAUAUAGACUGGAACAGAAGACUAUUUAUAUUUGAAAGCAAUCUAAAACGGAGGUUAUUACAAGAAUCACUUCUUAGUGAGUCAAAUGGCAGAGGAAUAUGAACCGUGUGAUACGUCAGAAUUUAUUAAAGAUCGGCUGUACUUUGCCACUCUACCUGUCAAACCAAAGAAUACAGCCAACACACACUACUUCAGCAUGGAUGAGGAGUUCAUAUAUGAGAGUUUCUAUGCAGACUUUGGGCCUCACAACCUGGCCAUGCUGUACAGAUACUGCUGCAAAAUCAACAAGAAGCUCAAGUCCUUCACAAUGUCUAAAAAGAAACUGGUCCACUACACCAGCUAUGACCAGAAGAAGAGAGCAAAUGCUACUCUUCUCAUCGGUGCCUAUUCUGUCAUCUAUUUGAAAAGGAGUCCAGAAGAAGCCUACAGGACUCUGAUCUUAGGAAACAACACAGGCUACCUACCGUUCAGGGAUGCAGCAGUGGGAGAGUGCUCCUUCAACCUUACUAUCCUCGACUGCUUACAAGGAAUCCACAAGGCAUUACAGCAUGGUUUCUUUGACUUUGAGAGUUUCGAUGUGGAGGAAUAUGAACAUUAUGAGCGAGUCGAGAACGGGGAUAUAAACUGGAUCAUUCCAGGGAAAAUUCUGGCAUUCAGCAGUCCUCACCCUCACAGUAAGAUAGAGAAUGGUUAUCCUCUCCACGCACCAGAGGCAUACUUUGCAUACUUUCGCCAAAAUGACGUCACAGCUGUAGUCCGUUUAAACAGGAAGUUGUAUGACAGCAGGCGGUUUGAGGAUGCAGGAUUUGAGCACCAUGACCUCUUCUUCCUGGAUGGGACCACACCCUCUGACCUCAUCAUCAGGCGCUUCCUGCACGUGUGUGAAAGUACUGAAGGGGCUGUGGCCGUGCACUGUAAAGCUGGCCUGGGCCGUACAGGCACAUUGAUUGGCUGCUACCUGAUGAAGCACUUCCGGUUCACUGCAGCUGAGGCUAUUGCAUGGAUCAGAAUUUGCCGGCCGGGAUCCAUCAUCGGUUCUCAGCAGAACUUCUUAGAGGGGAGACAGCACAGUUUGUGGGUCCAGGGUGACGUCCAUCGCUCCAAACAGAAGCUCCUUCAGCAGAGACUGAGUCGACGGCAGCAGCUACAGCAACAGCGUCAACAGCAGCAGCAGCUUCACAGCCCUGACUCUGAGGGAGGGAAACAGGAAGCCAUGUCCCGCCUACUCUCCCGCGUGGAUGACCUGUCAAUCAACACCACCCUUUACAAAUCACACAGCUUGGAUGAGAAGGAUGGCCAGGAAGGCAGUCUAACUCAGGGAGACAAACUGAGAGCGCUGAAAGGAAGACGACCACCUAGAUCAGCCUCCUCCUCCUCAAGGUUAAACCUGUCCAAGGCCUCUGACUGCUCCAUUCUCCCACCCCCUAAGUCCCCUAAAGUCCCAAACUCCUUCUCUUCCUCUUUCUCCUCUUCUAAGAAGCUGGUAAGAAGCUCGUCCUCCUUCGCCACGCAGAUCAAGAGUCCCUUCAGCCUCAGUCUGUUCAGCACCAGGCCUGCUGCCAUUCACUGACUUCACAGUCAUGUUGGCUGAUGAGGUCAAAAACCGGAACACCAACAUGCUGCGGUUAUCUAUGCCUCAAACAUUUUAUCAACCUUGACAAAUGGUUUAGUUAUUUGUCUAACAAAGUAUUUGUAGGGUUUCACAUAACCAAUAGUUUUGUAGACUCAAUUCAAAGUAAGGAAACACUUAUAUUUCUUUAACAUUGACACCAAAAUGAAUCUCUAUGUCUCCGGUAGAUAAUGAACAAAUGAUAUGUUGGAACGUAAAACACACAAAAUUGUGGAAAAUAUUGUAAUUUCACAUACAGGUAAUUAACAAUGAUGAACUAAGUUUAAUUAAUAAAGUGGUUAUUGACAAAUCUACGUACAGUACUAGUACGCUGAAACACAUCCGUACGGAAGUACUGAGAUCCUUUACUUAAAGGAACAGUGUGCAACAUUUCGUGGGAUCUAUUAGCAGAAAUUAAAUAUAAUAUUCAUUGGUGUAUAAUCAGCUUAAAACUAAGAAUGAGUCCUUCAUAUCUCCAU
This is a messenger RNA of Sebastes umbrosus (honeycomb rockfish), 2489 nucleotides long. Its product is annotated as dual specificity protein phosphatase CDC14AB-like. The transcript is spliced from 14 exons. Gene Ontology annotation, biological process: positive regulation of cytokinesis; microtubule cytoskeleton organization; cilium assembly. Gene Ontology annotation, molecular function: protein serine/threonine phosphatase activity; protein tyrosine/serine/threonine phosphatase activity. Gene Ontology annotation, cellular component: spindle pole; nucleolus; centrosome. Bases 487 to 1971 code for a protein of 494 amino acids. The record is from RefSeq and is a predicted model, not a curated record. Lineage: Eukaryota; Metazoa; Chordata; Actinopteri; Perciformes; Sebastidae.